Stylophora pistillata is the source of this 2841-nucleotide messenger RNA. RefSeq names its product glutamine-dependent NAD(+) synthetase. The record is from RefSeq and is a predicted model, not a curated record. Gene Ontology annotation, cellular component: cytoplasm. Gene Ontology annotation, molecular function: ATP binding; NAD+ synthase (glutamine-hydrolyzing) activity; glutaminase activity. NCBI's taxonomy places the organism in Eukaryota, Metazoa, Cnidaria, Anthozoa, Scleractinia, Pocilloporidae. Gene Ontology annotation, biological process: NAD+ biosynthetic process.
UACAUCGUUUCACUCUUGGGGUUAUUUUACAGACAGCUCGUUUUCAGCCUUAUAAAAAAACUCUUGAGAUUUGGCAAUGGGACGCAAAGUGACUCUCGCAGCUUGUAGCCUAAAUCAGUGGGCCUUAGAUUUCGAGGGAAACUUGAAAAGAAUUCUUCAGAGUAUCAACAUUGCGCGUGCACAUGGAGCGACCUACAGACUAGGUCCUGAGUUGGAAAUCCCCGGCUAUGGCUGCAACGAUCAUUUCCUAGAAAGCGACACCUUACUGCAUUCUUUUCAAGUGUUGGCUUUGUUGUUGAAAUCGCCUGUAACGAAGGACAUUAUAUGUGACGUCGGAAUGCCCGUUAUGCACCGGAAUGUACGGUAUAAUUGUAGAAUCAUCUUCCUCAAUGGAAAGAUCCUGUUGAUCCGACCGAAGAUGACUUUGGCUUGUGACGCGAAUUACAGAGAAGGAAGAUGGUUUACAAGAUGGGCGAAGGGUGGAGGUAUUUAUGUCUAUGCCAAUAUGCGAGGCUGUGAUGGAGAAAGAGUCUACUAUGACGGUUGCUCCAUGAUUGCAGUUAAUGGCAAAAUAGUUGCACAAGGUUCACAAUUUUCCAUGCAAGAAGUUGAAGUUGUAACCUCCACUGUUGAUCUGGAAGAAGUGCGUUCCCAUCGUGGUGCAAAGCCAACAUUUGGUUCAAAUGCGAUGGCUCUCACGGAGAGCUAUCCACGUAUCAAAGUUGACUUUGCAUUGAGCCGUGAAGACGAUAUUUCAGUUCCUCCUGCUGAGCCCAUAGAUGUCCGUUAUCACACCCCAGAGGAGGAGAUAAGCCUUGGGCCGGCAUGCUGGCUUUGGGACUACCUCAGGAGAAGUGGCCAAGCUGGGUUUUUUCUGCCAUUGAGUGGAGGCAUUGACAGUUCAUCGACAGCCUGCAUUGUAAGCUCCAUGUGUCACCAGGUGUGUCAAGCAGUCAAAAAUGGAGAUCAACAAGUGUUGGAAGAUGCUCGUAGGAUUGUCAAUGACAACAAUUACAUUCCUACUGACCCCAAGGAGUUUGCAGGGCGUAUCUUUGUUACGUGCUACAUGGGAACUGAAAAUUCUUCCGAAGAAACGAGGAAAAGAGCCAGUAAUCUGGCGGAGGAGAUAGGCAGUCACCACAUGGGGAUCACAAUCGAUGCCGCUGUGAGUGCUGUUCUCGGAAUUUUUACUGCAGUCUCGGGUAAAAUCCCGAAGUUCAAAUUAUACGGCGGGACUCACCGCGAGAAUCUGGCUUUACAGAACGUACAGGCACGUUUGCGCAUGGUCUUAGCGUACUUAUUCGCGCAGCUGAUCAUGUGGGCGCGCGGGCUUCCAGGUGGACUGCUUGUCUUGGGAUCAGCAAACGUUGAUGAAAGGAUGACAUGGGUAUGACUUACGACGAACUCUCAAUGUUCGGCUGCUUAAGGAAGGUAUCUCGUUGCGGACCAUACAGUAUGUUCUGCAAACUAAUCCACACUUGGCGAAGCACUUACACCCCCGCCAAGGUGGCUGAGAAGAUUAAACGCUUCUUCCGCGCGUAUUCGAUCAACCGGCAUAAAAUGACAACCUUGACACCAGCUUACCACGCAGAAAACUACUCUCCGGACGACAAUCGAUUUGAUCUUCGACCGUUCUUGUACAAUACUCAUUGGUCGUGGCAAAUGCGAUUGAUUGACGAGGAAGUCCGACGUCUCCAAGUGGCUGAGGCGUCGAUGUUACGUCACCAGGAGCCUCACCUUCACGUUAACAGUGACAGUUUAUACGUAGGCGCUCAUGAUCCGUACGUGGGCAGCAAUGAAGGUAUGACGUCAUCACCGGUGAAGAGUGAGAGGAUUGGAAACCAAUUUGGCACCGAGGAGCAUCAAACGAGACGCGAGAGACUGGAGCGCACUUUGGAAACGUUGGCAAGUUUUAAUCGAGGGACUUCUAGGACACAGAACAGAGGAACUCCACCCUGCCCGGCGCUGAUCCGCAUUAAGUCCGAGCCUGUGGAUCACGAGGAAGGUUGUGCGUCCCACGGUACUGGGGACGAGCCAGGCAUCAGGCCGCAAAAGAGAAGCGAAGCCAACAUGGCGGGAAGCUCUGAUGGGGAGUUUGGCAGCGGAGAGAAGUACAUGCGGAUAACGUCACGCUAGCUGUCGAUUCGGUGAUUUCUCUUUUACCACUGAAGGAUGAAGUACUUUCGACUGGAGUUGGCGUCCUGCUGGUGCUCCUCACUAGAUGGACAUUGAGGUGUGUUAGAGCUUAGCUCUUGUCCGAGUGAUCUCGAGUGCGUACAAUGUAUUUUGAUGGAGUGAUGCUAGUCGGAACUUUGUACGAGUUCGUCAACGAUGACCUGCCAAUGUGGCGAUAAGUCCUCUGGAAGUACUGACAGUUGUACAAUCACGUGUUUGAAUUGGAUUCAUGGUGUUAAAGCAAUUGAUUUUUGACGUCAUCCAAUACUUUUCCAACCUCUUUUUCAGUAUUAACCUUGAAGACGAGGCCAAGCAAGCGCUAAGGGAGACCCUUGAAUUCCCGAAAUGUGAAUCUUAAUUCUCCUUUCUGGUCGCUUUUUAGAUGCCUGCAAAUUACUCAAAAAAAUUUGGUGUUAUAUCAACCCAACAUUCUCUCUCUUUUAAGUGUUUUUUUUAUUUCUUUUUUGUUUAUUUAUUUAUUUAUUUUUGCCAUAUCCACCCUAAGAAUGGUAUGCUUAUUGUCCAUACUGGUUUUAUUCACCACUUUCCAUUGUACGGAGAGAGAGAAGUUGUUUAAUAAUCCAGAGCUGCGUGAGUUUAAGUCGACACUAAAAGUAGUUUUAUGGCACUACUACAAACUUAAACUUAAGCCCCCCCCGCCCUCCC